Salmo salar (Atlantic salmon) is the source of this 2714-nucleotide messenger RNA. The record is from RefSeq and is a predicted model, not a curated record. Lineage: Eukaryota; Metazoa; Chordata; Actinopteri; Salmoniformes; Salmonidae.
CGAUGGGAUAAAAUAAUAACUUGUAACCUGCACGGUCUCAGAGUACGGAGAAGAGCAACGGUCGGUAGUUGUGAUCUGCCGCGUGCACAGAAGAACCACACUAGAACCAGACAGAGAAAACAACUCAAAACCUGUCAGACCAUUGGACAAGUGAACUCGAACGAACCUGAGAGAAAACGGAACCUUUGUUUUCAGAAGCAGCAGGGAGCCGAACCGGAGGAAAAGAUUAUGAGUUUUCUGCCAUACUUCUCUGCUGAGACCUGGACCCUCCUGGCCCUCCUCAUCACCUUCAUUGUAGUGUACGGGUACUGGCCCUAUGGUGUUUUCACUAAGAUGGGUAUCUCUGGUCCCAAACCCCUACCUUACUUUGGCACAAUGAUGGAGUAUAAAAAGGGUUUCACUAACUUUGACACAGAGUGCUUUCAGAAGUACGGGAGAAUCUGGGGGAUCUAUGAUGGGAGGCAGCCUGUUUUGUGUAUCAUGGACAAAAGCAUGAUCAAGACCAUCCUGAUUAAAGAGUGUUACAACAUCUUCACCAACCGCAGGAAAUUCAUUCUGAGCGGCGAGCUGUUUGAUGCGGUGUCCGUUGCCGAGGACGAUACAUGGAGACGGAUCCGCAGUGUCCUCUCACCUUCAUUUACCUCUGGACGACUAAAAGAGAUGUUUGGUAUCAUGAAGCGGCACUCUGCUAACCUGCUGAACGGAAUGAAGAAGCAGGCAGAUAAAGACCAGGCCAUCGAAGUGAAGGAGUUCUUUGGGCCCUACAGUAUGGACGUGGUCACCAGCACAGCCUUCAGUGUGGACAUUGACUCUCUGAACAACCCUUCAGACCCCUUGGUCUACAAUGUCAAGAAGAUUCUCAAGUUUGACCUGUUCAACCCACUGUUCCUCCUAAUCUUGUUGUUUCCCUUCAUAGGUCCUAUCUUGGAUAAGAUGAAGUUUACUUUCGUCCCGACUGAGGUGACAGACUUCUUUUACGCCUCGCUGGCUAAGAUCAAAUCUGGACGUGACACUGGGAACUCAACUAAUCGGGUGGAUUUCUUACAACUGAUGAUUGACUCUCAGAAGGGCAACGACACGAAGAUAGGAGAGGAGCAGACUAAAGGACUGACUGAUCAUGAGAUCUUGUCUCAGGCCAUGAUCUUCAUCUUCGCCGGCUACGAGACCAGCAGCAGUACUAUGAGUUUCCUGGCCUAUAACCUGGCAACCAACCCCCACACCAUGACCAAACUGCAGGAGGAGAUAGAUACUGUAUUCCCCAACAAGGCUCCAAUCCAGUACGAAGCUCUGAUGCAGAUGGACUAUUUGGACUGUGUGUUGAACGAGUCUCUGAGACUGUACCCCAUCGCCCCGCGACUGGAGAGGGUCGCCAAGAAGACGGUGGAGAUCAACGGCAUCGUCAUCCCCAAAGACUGCGUUGUCCUGGUUCCCACGUGGACCCUCCACCGUGACCCAGAGAUCUGGUCAGACCCUGAGGAGUUCAAACCAGAGAGGUUCAGUAAGGAGAACAAGGAGUCUAUUGAUCCGUACACGUACAUGCCGUUUGGGGCAGGGCCCAGGAACUGUAUCGGGAUGCGUUUCGCCCUGAUCAUGAUCAAACUGGCCAUGGUCGAGAUCCUCCAGAGUUUCACUUUCUCCGUCUGCGACGAGACCGAGAUCCCAUUGGAGAUGGACAACCAGGGUCUGCUGAUGCCAAAACGACCAAUCAAACUGAGGCUGGAGCCCCGUAGCAACACCCCUAGCAACACCACCGCCACCUCUCUGAAGAGUCCAACAACGUGACCGAAUGCAGGAGCACCCUACCCUACCCUAGAGCCCCCCACCCUAACCUAGAGCACCCUACCCUACCCUGGAGUACCCUACCAUCUAUCUAUCUAUCUAUCUAUCUAUCUAUCUAUCUAUUAUCUAUCUAUCUAUCUAUCUAUCUAUCUAUCUAUCUGCUACUGAAUAUUCAGUUCUUACCCUAAACCAUCACACUAAUGAACAAGGUCGUCUGUGUAAUCAUUAACAUUCAUAAGACAAAACUUUAUAGAUGAUAGUUUACUGUAGGUAUAAGCUACUGAAUAUUCAGUCCUGACCCUGCUAUUGCCUACUGAAUAUUCAGUCCUUACCCUGCUCUAGACUACUGAAUAUUCAGUCCUUACCCUAACCCUGCUAUAGGCUACUGAAUACUCAGUCCUGACCCUGUUAUAGGCUACUGAAUAUUCAGGCUGGGAUUCAAUAGGCUAGUUAAUAUAAUAUGAUAAUCAGACUGCAUUCACAAUGAAUGUUCAGUUCAGUCAGUUCAAUCAUAAAUUACCUUUAAAAUGGCACAUAGCUGACAAAGUGCUGGGAUUGAAUCCUGGUCUCAGUCUCAUGCUUGGUUUGAGUAGGACUCAGAAACCCAUUUCCACCAGAUAAAAGAAAGAUAGUAAUACUAUGGAUGCAUUAGGGGUACAUGUCUUGUUAAAGUUAGACACCAGGAGGUAUUAAAUCCAUGGCAUAAUGUCAUGUCUGGAUCCUGUACACUACUGGCUGGUGGCAGGAAUUCUCCUAGAAUGUAGAACUCUAGCUGGUGUUCUCUAGAACUGUACUCUAAUUCUGUUCCUCUGUGUGUUCUGCUGUCCAGUCAUUCCAAAAUAGAAUCUUUACUGUCUGUUGAAAUGAUCACUGCAGCUGCUUUGUUUUAGCUUUAUUAAUCAUCGCAAACCAAUAAAAGUCAUCACACUAAUGAA